ACAUUUGUUAGGCAUUAAUUCAAAAGGUAAAAUCAUCAAUUCAAGAAUAGAGUAUCAACGUUGUUGAAUGCUAUUUGUUUUGUAGCUUAGUUGAGUUUCAAAAAUAGAGUCGUUAUUUUUUUCUUUUACUUGCUCGUGAAAGAGACUGCAGCUAUCUUUAAAAAAAAUAUUAACGUGGCCCUAAGCCAAGCAAAUAUUAUUAUGAAUUCCUUGUACUUUAAAUUUUCUUUUUCUUCACACAUAUGUAUAUAUAUAAUAACUUGAACUCUUAUUAUAUUUGAUUAUUUUAUGUAAAAUGGACCAAUAAUAUAGUUAAAUCAAAGAUUAAAGACAAACCACUAAGGCUAGCUCCCACCCUUUCCUCUCUACCCCCUACCCCAUAAACAUAUUAUUGUUUAUAUAUUAUACCUAUAUAUACUAUCCAUAAGGAGUUUUUUUUUUAAAAAAAAAUAAUAAUAAAGAGCACAAAAGAAGAAAAGAAAAAGGAAGAAAUUGGAAGAGAGCUAAAUAAGUUCAUGAUAGUUUCAUGUAAAGAUUUUUUCUCCUUAUUUCAUUCUAUCACACUAUGUUUGUUUUAAUAGAAAAAAAAAUAUCAUUAUUAUUAUUUCUUAACAAAAAAUAAAGUUUUUUUUUAAUUUUCUUUAGCUUCCUUUCUGCCCAUUAAACAUUGAAAAUGGCAGAUUAAGAAUCAUCAUUUCCCCUCUAAAGGAAACACUCAUCAUUGCUCCCAACAAUCUUUUUUUUUUUUUUGUAAACCUUAGAAACAUUCUAUUUCUUUUUUCAUUCUUCAACAAUAUAAAUAUAACUCUUUUGUUAACUUUAUUUCUCCCCUCUUUCUCUCAAAGUUUUUUAAAUUAAAAAAAAAUAAAAAUGGAUCCUUCUUCUACAAACUCUGUUAAUGGUUUCUACACUUUUUUAACAAGAGGUAUUGAUGAUCUUGAAAGAGUUUUUCUCUCUAGUAAUUUCAUGUCUAUUCAAUUCCUUCAAAGGGUACUUUCCCUUUUAAGAUCUUUUCAUACACAAUUAACACUUCUUGUUCAAAAACUUCAUUUGCCUGUUGGUGAAAAGUGGCUUGAUGAGUAUAUGGAUGAAAGUUCUAAGCUUUGGGAAGUUUGUCAUGUUCUUAAGACUGGCAUUUCUGGAUUAGAGAAUUACUAUUCUUCUGGUUUUAAUGUCAUUUCUUCUCUUGAGAAUCAUCAACAUCUUAAUCCACAAUUAUCUAGACAGGUGAGUAGAGCAAUAACAGGGUGUAGAAGAGAAGCAAAUGGAUUAGAGGAAGAAAACAGAGCAUUAAUGGAAACAAGAAUUGAGCCACUCUCAUUAAGAUUUGAUGAAAUUGUUUCAGUAGAAUCAAAGCUAAAUGGAUUUAAUGGAUUCAGAGGAGUACUUUAUGCAAUGAGAAAUGUUAGUUCAGUUUUGCUAAUGAUUUUGCUUCAUGGAUUAGUCUAUUGUUGGCCUGAAUCAUCAUCAUCUUCCUCUGAUUUUUCAACAUCAGAAACAGGGGGGUGUCUGUUUUUUGGUUCAAAUUUUAUGAUAUCAAUCUCAAGAUUACAACAAAGAAUUGGUUCUCAGAUUAAUCAAAUGAAUCCAGGUAGAAGAUCCAUUUUGUUGUAUGAAUUUAGGAGAUCAAAAGCAGCCAUGGAUGAACUUAGAGGAGAAUUGGAGAAUAAAUGUGAAAAUGGGAUUAUAAGAGAAAGAGUGGAGAAUUUGAAAGCAUAUUUUGGGGUUUUGAAAAAUGGCACUGAGAAUAUUAUUGGACAAUUAGAUGAUUUUUUUGAUGAAAUUGUUGAAGGAAGGAAGAAACUUUUGGAUUUCUGCAGCCAUAGAUAAUUCAAAAAAAAAAAAUUAGAAGAAAAAAAAAUGAAAUACAAGUUAGGG
This is a messenger RNA of Solanum lycopersicum (tomato), 1878 nucleotides long. RefSeq lists its product as uncharacterized. NCBI's taxonomy places the organism in Eukaryota, Viridiplantae, Streptophyta, Magnoliopsida, Solanales, Solanaceae. The record is from RefSeq and is a predicted model, not a curated record.